AUGAAAUUAAUUAUUUUAUCAACUCUACUCCUAUUAUUUUGCCUUGGUAGCAUAAAUGGUCAAUCUUCACCGAUGAUGAUUUUCAAUCAACAACCCGAUAUGAACAUUGAAUAUCUUGAAAUUGAUAUUUAUUCUGGCCAAGUUUUAAAAAACCAAUCAAUUGUCAACAAUGCUGGUGUUAAAAUCCUCAAGUACUUACAAGUUGUUGAUCCAUUUGUUACAUUCUUUACCACCAAUGGUACAAAUUAUCAAAUUUAUUCUUUCAAUGUCAAUACCAAUGAAUUUAUCAACACAUUUAAUUCAACAACCAACUUUUUAAAUGAGCCAACAUUCUCUGAUCAACCAUACGGAUAUUUCUCGCAACAAACCAAGACUGCUUACUUUCCAGGUUUGGCCGGAACUGGAUUUGAAACUGUUGCUUUACUUCCAUAUAGUUUCAGCACUGACUAUCCAUCCAAGACACCAAUUGCAUUAGGACCAACACAAUUAAAUCGUUCUUCUCAAUUCAACUCUGUGCCAACCUGUGCAUUUGAUGGAAUUGAUUACUUUUAUGUCUACUUUUCGAUUGGUGAAUACACUGGGAUUAGCGAGUUUUCUCUUUUGGGAAGUACCGCUAAACAAGUGAUCCUUUCCACUAAAGGUCGUCAAAUCCAAGGUACCGAACAACUCUUUAUGGUGUAUGGUCAACUCUACUAUUGUGUCUUGGAGAAUGGUGUAGGUGUUACAGUGUCUCUCUUGAACCUUGAUAAUGGAGAGGUAGAUAUCAUCUACAAAGAUCUCAACCCAGAGUACCAAAAUACAUUCCAACCAUUUGUACUCAACAAGAUUGCUGGAUCCAUCACCAUCCUUGUUAAAACCAGUGAUAACAAGAUCCUCUCCACCAUUAUCUUUUCUAACCAAUCUACCAAGCAAUUCACUUUCGAUAAUGUUAUUCCUGUCAAUUCCAAUAUUAUUAUCCCAGGUUUCUAA
Messenger RNA from Cavenderia fasciculata, 969 nucleotides. RefSeq lists its product as uncharacterized. Lineage: Eukaryota; Evosea; Eumycetozoa; Acytosteliales; Cavenderiaceae. Bases 1 to 969 code for a protein of 322 amino acids. The transcript is spliced from 4 exons. The record is from RefSeq and is a predicted model, not a curated record.